UUAUUUGAUAAGCCACACGUAUAUAUAUAUAGAGAGAGAGAGAGCGAUGGGAAGUGAUAGUAAGACCAAUGGUAGUGGCGGAGGCAAUGGUGCCAAUGGACAGAUAUCGGCAUCGGUGAAGAAAGUGGUGCAGAACCUUAAAGAGAUAGUUAAUAACAACUGUCCAGACUAAAAAAUCUACGCUAUCUGUAAUAUGGACCCUAACGACGCCGUUCAACGCCUCCUCUCUCAAGAUACUUUUCAUGGGGUGAAAAGCAAACGUGAAAAAAGAAAAGAGAUGAAGAAGCCACAAGAACUAAAAGCUCGAGCUAGCAAUGGUGCAUCUAAUCCUAUUGUUAGAGGUGGCAGUGAACAUUCUUUUGGGCGGAGUAGAUCAAUAGGAAUCAGAUCCAACGGUAUAGCCUUUGGAGCAUGUAUGCAUUGGUGGCAAUAGUGUAAAAUUUUUGUUUUUUCUGGUAUUCUUAAUAUGACAUUCUGUUCCUUUUUGUAGAGUUUGAUAAAGCUACAUAUAGCAAAGAUAAUGGAUCAGUUGCUUCUAUUCCCUAUUCUGCUUCGUCCACAUUGCGUGCAACGAGACAAACUUGGAAUGACCAGUCUUUCCCUCAAAGGUUGGUUCUAUAAUGAAGGCAAAAUUGUUGCUUUUCUUUGUCAUGUGUCCUUGUUUGGUUCUUAAGUCUUAACAGAAUAUAAAUUAGUCUAGCUAACUGAUAUUUUUACUCGCAUAACUUUUUCAAUUCUCUUUCAUCUUAUAUACUUUUAAUGUGUGCUUGCUACUCAUCUUUAGAAUGCAUGAUACUCUAUUGAUUAUUUUUUCUUUCUUUUUUAUGCUUUUCUCAUUUCAUGAAUGGAUGCUGUGAUAUGUGUAACCUUGUUUUGUUUAUUGCUUGAUGAAAUGUUUACUUAUUCAUUUUGAACAUCUUAUAUUCUAUAGAGAUAUGAUUCUCCUACAUUA
Durio zibethinus is the source of this 952-nucleotide messenger RNA. NCBI's taxonomy places the organism in Eukaryota, Viridiplantae, Streptophyta, Magnoliopsida, Malvales, Malvaceae. The record is from RefSeq and is a predicted model, not a curated record.